GGCUAAUGCUAGAAAUUCAGAAGGUCUUGUGUCUUUGCAAUAAUUUUUGCGGAGCAAUUCAACAUUGCCAGCGCGCUAGUUUUCUGUUGCAUGCUGUUGCUUUCCAAGUGUCUUUUCGGGGGUUUCCAGUUUUCUGUUUUUGGACAGGUCACCAGUUGAAAGUGCAGGUCAUGAGUCAUGAGGCUUAAGGCUAGUGCCACCACAAAACAAAUCUUGCUGCGAUCCUUUCAAGAGAUUUCUUGCACUCGAAACCCUUAGCCACCGUCGUCCCAUAGUCUUUGGUGGCUAUCUUGCUCCUGCAUGGCGUCCACGACUCGAACAGUGACUGUGCCAGCAGCGGCAGCGGCAUCAGAUGGAGUGCGCGCAGCUGACGCAACUCCUGGGUCUUGGGCGCAUGUCUCCACACCUGCCAGCAGCCCAACCACAUCUGAGACUUCAAGCGACGGCUCAAGUGACCUGUCGUUUUGGUUCCAAAAGAUGGGGGCGCCCCGUCCGGAAAAGUGGGCGCGCAAGUUUCAUGAUGCUGGCUAUGGAGACGUGGAGGAAGUAGCAGCCUUGGCAGCUGCUGAUUUGGAUAAUGUGUUCACUGAGCUUGGCGUCCCAUCUGGCAUUCAGAACAAACUUCGGACUGGCAUUCCACAGUUCCGAGAUGGAACCCUUGCUUCCAUGCCGCAGGGUGAUUUGGAUGCAACAGCUCCUGUUCAGUCUGCAAGCUUCAAUUGGUGGUUUUGGGGCGGCAUCGCUGUGGAUGUGAAGGUGGGCGACAAGAUCUUGAGCUACAACAAAGGCAAGCUGCGUGUGAAGACCGUGGUUGAGGUGAAGGAAGGCCAGAGCAACACCAUGCGAGAGCUCUUCUUGCAAACUCCAGAUGGCAAGGACUGGGCAGUGAUCUCCCCAGAUGACGCUCACUUCGAUGCGUCCAAGCCAGUGAAGAAGCUCAGUGUAGGUGACACGCUGGUUUUUCGCAGCGGUGCUGGCGCCAAGCUUUUGAAGAUUGGAGAAGUGUUGCCACGCCAGAAGACUUACAACCUUGCCAUUGAUGGGCCAGGCACCUUUUUCGUAGAGGGCAUCUUGUCACACUCAGGGUUGCCGCCGCCGAAGAAGUGAAGGGCUGAGUCAGCCGAGCACAAGCUCAACUUCACAUGCUGCUGUGGUACAGCAGUGUGUGAAUGCCGGGACAGGCGUGAGCGGGCAGAGCAGUCUUUGGCUGCCGACCUGUGCAUCUCCUAGUUCUUGAAG
Cladocopium goreaui is the source of this 1239-nucleotide messenger RNA. The record is from the annotation of a GenBank genome assembly. Lineage: Eukaryota; Dinophyceae; Suessiales; Symbiodiniaceae.